Sparassis crispa is the source of this 1038-nucleotide messenger RNA. Its product is annotated as Aspyridones efflux protein. The transcript has 12 exons. Gene Ontology annotation, molecular function: transmembrane transporter activity. The record is from RefSeq and is a predicted model, not a curated record. Gene Ontology annotation, biological process: transmembrane transport. Gene Ontology annotation, cellular component: fungal-type vacuole membrane. Bases 1 to 1038 code for a protein of 345 amino acids. NCBI's taxonomy places the organism in Eukaryota, Fungi, Basidiomycota, Agaricomycetes, Polyporales, Sparassidaceae.
AUGAUCAUGACAUUAACGAGUAUAAUCACAGGGAAGCUAGGCGAUCGCUAUGGGUACAAGCCUUUCCUUGCUGUCGGCGGGCUACUAUGGACUGUUAGUAUGCUCUGCUCCGCCUUUUGCACGAAGAUAUGGCAAUUAUUCCUUGUUCAGGGUGUGCUACAAGGCAUAGCGUGCGCUCUGGUGUUCCCUUUGAUCGUUGCUGUGCCGUCGCAGUGGUUCUCUAAGUACCGAGGGCUAGCGACCGGUGUGGUCGUCGCUGGCUGUUCAUUCGGAGGCGCUGUAGCAUCUUUGAUCCUGUAUGCAAUGCUGCAGCCGCUCGGCAUGCGGAAGACCUUCGCUAUUUACAGUGUUAUUGACGCUGUGUUCCUCACUAUGGCAUUCUUCAUGAUCAAGGAGCGCCGACGUCCGCAGGCGCAGCGUCAGCAUAUCGUCUGGUUCGACCGCACGUUCUUCACGGAUCCUGUCUUCUGGAGUCUUGGACUCUGUUUCCUCUUCACGACUUUCGGCUAUCUCACACCCAUAUUCUACCUGCCCAUGUACACGACCCAAAUGAUACCAAGUGCCGACGUCCUUCUCUCUUCUCUCCCCGUCACCGUUCUCAACCUCUCUGCGGCAUGUGGACGCACCCUCAUCGGCUUCGUCGCAGAUCGUGUGGGCCCGGUGAACGCGCUGUUUGUUGCGGUGCUCUUGUCGGGGCUCACACAGCUCCUCAUCUGGAAUUUUGUCACCACUUACGCCGGUAUAAUGAGUUUUGCUGUUCUUUAUGGUUUCUUCUGCGGCUCUUUCAUCUCGCUGUCGCCCGCGGUUGGUGCGCAGCUGUACGGAUCUGGCCGUCUCGCGGGCCUGUCCGGACUUCUCAUCUUCUUCAACCUCCCAGGAAAUGCUGCCGGUGCACCAACCGGCGGUGCUAUUUUGAAUGCGACUGGCGGGAGCUGGAGAGCGGUGGCCUGCUGGUCUGGGGCGAUGCAAAUUGUAGGCGCCAUUAUCCUGUGCUACGCGCGAUUCAAAAGACAACCGAAGCUUUUUUCAGUGUACUGA